UCUAGAUCUAAGAAAUAGGCCUCAGGGUCGAUCCGGAAUCACAAAGGUUGGGAACACGACCUUAGACCCGAUGAAUAAAAGUGGAUAGGCCGUAUCCGGCGUUUGUCCAGGCCGUCUUCGAUCUGAAGCGAAUUCUCGAUCUCCUAGCCUACGACUUGGCCAGAAAUUUCGAAAACUGCCCGAGUGGACCGAAUGGCGCUAAAAUGUGGUGGGAUUGGGAUUGGUUGAUUCCAGGCCAUCAUGGAUGUCAGUGUGCAUGCAGAUAGGACGAUAGCUUCGUUUUCUGCCGAACUGAACCCGCACUCCAAAUUGGGGGCUUGCAUGAGAUCCCUGUACCAAUCACACAACCAGGAUUGGGCUGUUGCUUGUGAUAUGGAUGACGAUGGCUUCGUUUGAAUAUGCUAAUGUCUAGUCUCGUCAUCGUGAAGGUCUUCCGGGCUGUGUAGCCUGUUCUAAUUUUUUACAAAGAAAAUAUUUUAUAUAAGUUUGCUACCUCGCCACCUUCACGAUGUUUUUUUAUUCUAAAACAAUUAUCUUCGUCAAGCGACCGAAAUCAUAAAUAUCAUCAUCGAUAAUAUAGACUACGGGUCUUCAUCUUACUGAAAUACUUAUACAACUUAGACUUAAAAUCAUAUACACUCACGAAAUCAUCCAAGAUGCCUAUUGCUCUUACACCACCUCCGAUUCCUGAGGUCAAGACUCUCGGUCAUGUCACAGCCCUGCCUGCAAAGAGAAAGAUCAUAUGUUUCUCAGACUUUGACGGAACGAUUUUUAUGCAAGACACCGGACACGUCCUCUUCGACAACCACGGUUGCGGGUCCAAGCGGAGAGAAAUGCUAGACGAACAGAUCAAGACCGGCGAGCGAUCAUUCAGAGACGUAUCGGAAGAGAUGUGGGGAUCUCUCAACGUACCUUUUGAAGAUGGCUUCGAAGUAAUGGAGAACACCCUCGAGAUCGACCCUGACUUCCAGAGCUUCCACAAAUUCUGCAUUGCCAACAACAUUCCAUUUAACGUAAUCUCCGCCGGCCUUAAGCCAAUCCUCAGAAGAGUCCUCGAUACCUUUUUAGGAGAGGAGGAGGCUUCUCAUAUCGAUAUCGUAGCUAACGAAGCACACAUCUCACCCGAUGGCUCCUCAUGGAAGCCUAUCUGGCGCCACGACACAGAGCUAGGACACGAUAAAGCGCUCUCAAUCACAGAAGCCCGGGAGCAGGCACAACUCGCAUGCGACGACGGAUCUAUUCCCCUCAUCGUAUUCAUCGGAGACGGAGUGUCCGACCUUCCCGCCGCCCGCGAAGCCGACGUACUAUUUGCGCGCCGCGGGUUGCGACUUGAGGAAUACUGUCUCGAGCAUAAGAUCCCAUAUAUCCCAUUCGAUACGUUUGCAGAUAUCCAGCGCGAGAUCGAGCGCAUCAGGGAAGACGACGACAAGAAGACGGGCGGAAAGGGAGUCCCGGCACGCUUUAACCCGAGGGCGAACAUGUGGAGACGCGUUUCUAGUAAGACCGCAGUGCCGAGAUACGUGGUCAUGUCGCCGACGAAGGAGGAGAAGAUGUUUUUGUGGCCCGAGGCCUUUUCCGAGUUGAAGACGCCGACAGUGGAAGUUACGGAAGCGGCGACUUCGGCGGUUUAGGGGUGGGCUUUCCUACACUGAGGGCCCUAUUGCAUAUACCGGCGUUUACCUUGUUUCAACUAGCAUUGGGUAGCGAUAUGGAAUUACACGAUAUCAUACGGGAUAGCACAAGGAAGAAUCCCUAGGGCGUUUAGGUUGGAAUAUACACGAUAGAGUGGUUUGAUAAUACGAAGAUCUCAUGAGAUAUACAUACGCCAAGACUACAUUCGUGGAAGAUGUGUUAUUUCUAGAAUAGAAACUAUCCAAAAUUUUAUGAGGAUUUUAAAGACAGUUGUUCAGCUGUUUAGCACAUGAUUGUGAUGGAUAGUGCGCCAUAGCUGAACUAGCUGGGCUUCAUCCUUCAUCCUUCUAAAAUAAUAAUUGGAGGUUCAUAUGAAGUAUUCAGGUACACUCGCGU
This is a messenger RNA of Annulohypoxylon maeteangense, 2028 nucleotides long. Its product is annotated as HAD-like protein. The transcript is spliced from 2 exons. The record is from RefSeq and is a predicted model, not a curated record. The coding region runs from base 657 to 1631 and encodes 324 amino acids. Lineage: Eukaryota; Fungi; Ascomycota; Sordariomycetes; Xylariales; Hypoxylaceae. Gene Ontology annotation, molecular function: phosphatase activity.